CGGCCCCGCCCCUUCCGGUCCUCGAAGACCUGACCGCUACUCCUACCCCAAUUCUCAGAAGUUGAGCCCCAGAAGAGCUAGUGAAAAUCAUGUCUUUGCCUUAAUUUUUCAAGUUCCUCUCUGAACUUCAAGGACCUUUUCCUUGGGGGUACCGAAGAGGGAGGGCAGAACGCCGCUCUGCUCUUGUCGUUUCUUUGGAUGCCGGCGCUGCUACCUGUGACCUCCCGCCUUCUAUUGCUACCCCGAGCACUGCUGUCCAUGGCCUCAGGAAGCCCUCCAUCCCAGCCCUCACCGGCCUCGGGCUCCGGCUAUGUACCUGGUUCGGUGUCUGCUGCCUUUGUCACCUGCCCCAAUGAGAAGGUCGCUAAGGAGAUUGCAAGGGCUGUGGUGGAGAAGCGCCUGGCAGCCUGCGUCAACCUCAUUCCUCAGAUAACAUCCAUUUAUGAGUGGAAAGGAAAGAUUGAGGAAGACAGUGAGGUGCUGAUGAUGAUUAAAACCCAGAGUUCCUUGGUUCCGGCAUUGACAGAUUUUGUUCGUUCUGUGCACCCUUAUGAAGUGGCUGAGGUGAUCGCAUUACCUGUGGAGCAGGGAAACUCCCCCUACCUGCAUUGGGUGCGCCAGGUUACAGAGUCAGUUUCUGACUCCAGCACAGUCCUGCCAUGAUGAGCCCUGCACCUGCCUAGUCCGUGCCCACUGACUCCCAGGUGAUGGCUUCUAAUAAAUGCUAUCUCUGCUCCUCUCGCCUUUCGCCUUUUUCAUUGUCACGUCUGUGAAUUGGUUGGGAAGAUUAGACUGCUUCCAGUCCCCGUGUCUUCAUCUUUCACAAUAAACUCAGAGCUACUACAUUU
Molecule: messenger RNA, 848 nt
Organism: Condylura cristata (star-nosed mole)
Lineage: Eukaryota; Metazoa; Chordata; Mammalia; Eulipotyphla; Talpidae
Gene: CUTA
Product: cutA divalent cation tolerance homolog (E. coli)
Exons: 6
Coding region: 199-663 (154 amino acids)
Biological process (GO): response to metal ion
Molecular function (GO): copper ion binding
Source: RefSeq, a predicted model, not a curated record